Lactuca sativa (garden lettuce) is the source of this 1379-nucleotide messenger RNA. RefSeq names its product deacetoxyvindoline 4-hydroxylase. The record is from RefSeq and is a predicted model, not a curated record. Lineage: Eukaryota; Viridiplantae; Streptophyta; Magnoliopsida; Asterales; Asteraceae.
AUUUUUUUUUAAUUAUAAAAUAACUAUUUAGUUCAUGUAAUCAAGAAUUUGAGUAUUUGACCCUAAACGUUUUACCCAAUUUUCGGGUUUCUCUGUCAAUCAUCUUACAUAAGCAAGUAUGGUAACUACCACCCAUGAAGUCGAGCCAGCAAUUCAAUCGAAAUACGAUCGUGAGUCCGAAUUAAAAGCCUUUGAUGAUUCCAAAUCCGGUGUCAAAGGCCUUAUCGACGCUGGCUUGUCAAAAAUCCCUCGUAUUUUUAUCAACGAUCAACCCAUAAUCGAAGAUUCAAACUCAUCAACUACUCAAAAUCAGUUCAAUAUCCCAAUUAUAGACCUUAAAGACAGCAAGAAUAUCGAAAAUGUUCGGGAUGCUUGUGAAAAGUGGGGGUUUUUCCAAAUAAUCAAUCAUGGAAUCCCGAAAAGAGUUUUGGAUGAGAUGAUUGAUGGAGUGCGAGGGUUCCAUGAGAUGGAAACGGAGGAGAAGAUCAAGUAUUACUCUCGUGAUUUUCAGAAGCGAUUUUUCUAUGUUAGCAAUUUCCAUUUGUUUACAGGCGAUUCAGCUGUUUGGAGUGAUUCGUUUCUGUCGGUUAUGGCUCCUGAUUCUCCACGAUCGGAAGAAAUCCCAUCGAUUUGCAGAGAUAUUUUAACGGAGUACUCCAACCACAUCAUGAAAUUAGGGUUUACUCUGCUCAAGUUAUUCUCAGAAGCUCUUGGGCUUGAAUCAAAUCACCUUGAGAAAUUGGGUUGUGCGGAAGGACUUUUUGUAUUGGGUCAUUACUACCCGACUUGUCCUCAACCGGAAUUGACUUUAGGGACUAAUUGUCAUACGGAUGCUGGUUUCUUUACAAUAAUUCUACAAGAUCUAUUGGGUGGCCUUCAAGUCCUCCAUCAAAAUGAGUGGGUUAAUGUCUCACCAAUUUCGGGAGCUUUAGUGGUUAAUGUUGCGGACCUUUUACAGCUCAUCACAAACGAUAAGUUCAAAAGCGUUCAUCACCGUGUGUUGGCUCAAAAAACAAGUUCACGAAUAUCAGUGGCAGCUAUCUUUCGGCCAUUUCACGAGGGAAUUGAAUCAAAAACUUAUAGGCCAAUCAAGGAAUUGGUGUCGGAAGAAAACCCUUGUGUAUACAAGGAGACUAACCUGAAAGAGUACACAACACUUCGAAUCACUAAAGGACUGGAUAAAUCCGCAUUGGCUCCAUUUAAGGUUGCAUCCAUUAAAUAAAAUUAUGUUGGUGACUUCGAAUGUAGUUUCUGUGUUGAGACGGAUACCCGAGUAAUCAUGUAUUUUAUUUAAAUGAGUGGUGGGGACGAUGUGUUUAUGCGUUGUCUGUAAUCAAAAUCCAUUUUUUUCAAUUUCAAAGUUGGAGAAAUUAAGUAAA